GGGUAGCAGUGGGUGGGAAACAGGAGGGAAGGAAUCGAUGUGGGCGGAACUGUCAUGGUGGUGUGUUGUGGCUGGCUGAUUGGUAGACUACUUGGGACCUUCUGACGUUUUGGUGCUUGAAUUGGAUAAAGAUCCUCCAACAUGACUGACUCAAAAUACUUCACCACCACCAAGAAGGGGGAGAUAUUUGAGCUGAAAUCUGAGCUCAAUAGUGACAAGAAGGAGAAAAAGAAGGAGGCUGUAAAGAAGGUCAUUGCUUCUAUGACAGUUGGGAAGGAUGUGUCGGCUCUGUUCCCAGAUGUAGUCAACUGCAUGCAGACCGACAACUUGGAGCUGAAGAAAUUGGUGUACCUUUACCUCAUGAAUUAUGCUAAAUCCCAGCCUGACAUGGCAAUUAUGGCUGUUAACACUUUUGUUAAGGACUGUGAGGAUCCUAAUCCUUUGAUCCGUGCCCUGGCCGUGCGCACGAUGGGGUGUAUUCGUGUGGACAAGAUCACUGAGUACCUGUGUGAGCCCCUGCGUAAGUGUCUCAAAGAUGAGGAUCCAUAUGUGAGGAAGACAGCAGCCAUCUGUGUGGCUAAGCUGCAUGACAUCAAUGCUUCCAUGGUGGAGGACCAAGGCUUCCUUGACCAACUGAAAGAGCUCCUCUCAGACUCUAACCCAAUGGUGGUGGCCAAUGCAGUAGCCUCCCUGACGGAGAUCAACGAGGCGAGCAGUUCAGGCCAGCCGCUGAUGGAGCUCAAUGCAGCCACCAUGAACAAGCUACUCACAGCUCUCAAUGAGUGUACUGAGUGGGGUCAAGUCUUCAUCCUGGAUGCCCUCUCACAGUACAGUCCCAAGGAUGAACGUGAGGCACAGAGCAUUUGUGAGCGCAUCACUCCUCGCCUUGCUCAUGCUAAUGCAGCAGUUGUCCUCUCUGCUGUGAAGUGCCUCAUGAAGUUCAUGGAGCUGAUGGUUGGGGACUCUGAAUUUGUUAAAAACUUGACCAAGAAAUUGGCACCUCCCCUGGUAACUCUGCUGUCCUCUGAGCCCGAGGUUCAAUAUGUUGCACUGAGGAACAUCAACCUCAUUGUGCAGAAGAGACCAGAGCUGCUUAAGCAUGAGAUGAAGGUAUUCUUUGUUAAAUACAAUGAUCCCAUCUAUGUGAAGCUGGAGAAGCUGGACAUUAUGAUUCGUUUGGCAUCUGAAGCAAACAUUGUGCAGGUCCUCUCAGAGCUUAAGGAAUAUGCCACAGAGGUGGAUGUGGACUUUGUGCGUAAGGCUGUGAGGGCCAUUGGCCGCUGUGCCAUCAAGGUGGAAACUUCAGCUGAGCGUUGUGUCUCCACUCUCCUGGACCUGAUCCAAACCAAGGUGAACUAUGUGGUGCAAGAGGCUAUUGUGGUGAUCAAGGAUAUCUUCCGCAAGUAUCCUAACAAAUAUGAGAGCAUCAUCUCCACCCUCUGUGAGAAUCUGGACACCCUGGAUGAGCCUGAAGCUAGAGCCUCCAUGAUUUGGAUCAUUGGUGAGUAUGCAGAGCGUAUUGACAAUGCUGAUGAGCUGCUGGAGAGUUUUCUGGAGGGCUUCCAUGAUGAAAAUACCCAAGUCCAGUUGCAGCUGCUUACAGCCAUUGUGAAGCUGUUCCUCAAGCGACCCACAGACACCCAGGAAUUGGUGCAGCAGGUGCUUAGUCUGGCCACCCAGGACUCUGACAACCCGGAUCUGAGGGACCGAGGCUUUAUUUAUUGGAGGCUUCUUUCUACAGACCCUGGGGCAGCCAAGGAGGUGGUACUGGCAGAAAAGCCCCUCAUAGCUGAAGAGACAGACCUAAUUGAGCCAACUCUACUGGAUGAAUUGAUCUGUCACAUUGCCUCUCUGGCUUCCGUCUAUCACAAGCCACCUUCAGCCUUUGUGGAAGGCCGCACUGGCCUGCGCAGGGCACUUCCAAAACAGUCAUCAGGAGACAAUGAUGGUAACAGUGACCAACAGCAACAGCAGCAGCAACAGCAGCAGCCUACAGUCAUUCCCAAUCAGGAUUCCCUCAUCCCAGACUUGCUCAACAUGGACGUCAGUGCUCCUCCUGUUGUUCCCGCUGCCCAACCAGCAUACACUGGUGGCACUCUAGACUUGCUGAGUGGGGGCCUGGACUCCUUACUGGGAGGAGGUGGGGCAGAUGCUGCAGCUGCUCCAGCAGCAGGUGCAACUCCUCCAGUUGGUGGGACAAACACCUCGUCUGCAGGUUUGUUGGGUGAUAUCUUUGGCAUGCCUGCCACUGCUGGGCAAGGGUACAAUGUCCCCAAGCAGCUGUGGCUGCCAGCAAACCGUGGUAAAGGAAUGGAGAUCACUGGCACCUUCUCCCGCAGGAAUGGCAUCAUUUCAAUGGACCUGACUAUCCACAACAAGGCCAUGCAGCCCAUCUCAAACUUUGCAAUCCAGCUCAACAAGAACAGCUUUGGAAUCAGUCCAUCAUCACCUCUCAAUGUUCCUGCUCCUGUGGCACCCAACCAGUCUGUAGAUGUCUCCCUCAUCCUGGCCACCACAGGUCCUGUCCAGCGUAUGGACCCCCUCACCAACCUGCAGGUUGCCAUUAAGAACAGUGUUGAUGUGUUCUACUUUGCCACUGUGAUGCCCAUGCACAUCUUCUUCACGGAGGACGGUGCUAUGGAGAAGCGAGUGUUCCUCUCCACCUGGAAGGACAUUCCCAGCCAGAAUGAAGUCCAAUUCAAUAUUGACAAUGUGAAUAUGAAUGCAGAUGGAAUCUCCAACAAGCUUCAGGCCAGUAAUGUCUUCACCAUUGCCAAGCGUAAUGUAGAGGGGCAGGAUAUGCUUUACCAGUCCAUUAAGCUCACCAAUGGGAUCUGGGUGCUGACAGAGCUUAAGCUGCAGCCAGGCAAUACAACCAUUGUACUUUCCCUCAAAUCUCGAGCUACAGAUGUUGCACAAGGAAUCAACGAGGCCUUCCAGGGCAUUCUUCACUCCUAACAGGUGUUAUGGCCUUCCACAGCCCUGAGGCAGCCCAAGGCCUGUGCCCUGUGUGUUCAAAAAGACUACUAGUAAGUGUUGUGUUGAGAAGAAGUGUAGCAUUGCCAGCACUGAUGCUGGAUUGUUUCACUAAAACUUUUAAAUAACACAUGUAGAUUUUGAGCCUGAAUGUUGAUGUUUUGUUGUACAGAGCUUGAAAGAGUAUCAUAUAAGUGAAGUUGUUAUCAUAUUCAUUCCAGUCCAGCUUACUGAGGUGACUUCUGUAGGCUGUUAUAUGUCUAUCUCAAAUAAAUAUAUAUAUAUAUCA
Molecule: messenger RNA, 3265 nt
Organism: Portunus trituberculatus (swimming crab)
Lineage: Eukaryota; Metazoa; Arthropoda; Malacostraca; Decapoda; Portunidae
Gene: AP-1-2beta
Product: AP-1 complex subunit beta-1-like
Exons: 19
Coding region: 142-2958 (938 amino acids)
Biological process (GO): intracellular protein transport; vesicle-mediated transport
Cellular component (GO): membrane coat; clathrin adaptor complex
Molecular function (GO): clathrin binding
Source: RefSeq, a predicted model, not a curated record